GGUUUGAGAAACGGUGUACUCGGUCAGGUCGGUGUGCAGUUCAUAGAUCAACGUCGAUGUGACGUAACCGAUCUUGACGCUGUCACAGGCGCACUGAGCGGAAAAACCAUAACAGCCUCUCAAGCCAACUACAGAGCACUGGGUUUGCAUUUGAAAUCCAUCCUGGAGGGACAGAGGGAAAGUAACGGGAGGAGGAACACAAAUAUACGGACUGUCCGCUCCUGCACUGAAACCUAUACAAUCUAUGACUGAAACUGGACAGCCAUGGGAGCUGUUCUGGGGGCCUUUUCCUUCGCAAGUUGGGCGUCAUGCCUUUGCAGCAGUGCAACAUGUCUGAUGUGCAGCUGCUGUCCAAGCAGCAGAAACUCCACAGUGACCAGGAUCAUCUACGCCUUCAUCUUGCUGCUGGGGACCAUUGUUGCUUGCAUCAUGCUGUCGCCGGGUGUGGAUGAGCAGCUCAAAAGGAUCCCAGGCUUUUGUAAAGAAGGGGCGGGUUCCUCUAUCCCUGAAAUACAGGCUGAUGUCAACUGUGAAAUGUUUGUGGGCUACAAAGCUGUGUACCGUGUCUGCUUUGGCAUGAGUAUGUGGUUCCUGGGAUUUUCCAUUCUUUUGAUCAACAUCAAGAAUAGCAGAGACCCUCGUGCUGCCAUCCACAAUGGAUUUUGGUUCUUCAAGUUUGCUGCCUUGGUGGCAGUUACAGUUGGUGCCUUUUACAUUCCAGAUGGGCCUUUUACCUACACAUGGUUUGUUGUAGGGUCCGGUGGAGCUUUCUUUUUCAUUCUGAUCCAGCUGGUGCUGCUGGUGGAUUUCGCCCACUCCUGGAAUGAGUCGUGGGUAGACAAGAUGGAGACUGGCAACUCCAGAGGCUGGUAUGUAGCUUUGCUGGCAGUAACAGUCCUCAACUACAUCCUGUCAUUUACUGCUAUCGUGCUGUUUGUCAUCUUCUACACCAAGCCUGAUGGAUGCGUCAUCAACAAGUUCUUCAUUAGCUUCAAUCUGUUGUUCUGCAUUGUGGCCUCUGUUGUUUCUGUGCUGCCCAAAGUACAGGAGUCUCAGCCACGUUCAGGUCUUCUACAGUCCUCCAUCAUCACCCUGUACACUAUGUUUCUAACCUGGUCUGCCAUGACUAAUGAACCUGAUCGAGCAUGUAACCCCAGCCUGCUGAGUAUCUUCCAGCAGAUUGCGGCCCCUACUCAGGCCCCUCUGGAGAUAGAGAACCAGACACAUGUGGUGAUCCUCAACACAGAGGAACCUGUUCUGACGUCCCCGUACUUGCAAUGGUGGGAUGCCCAGAGCAUUGUGGGGCUUAUUAUAUUUGUCCUGUGCAUCCUCUACUCCAGCAUUCGUUCAUCCAGCACCAGUCAGGUGAACAAGCUGACAAUGGCCUCCAGAGACUCGGCCAUCUUGGCUGAGAGUGGAAGCAGCCCCGAUCUAUCAGAGGAGUCAACAGGGCCCAGGCGGGUGGAGGACAAUGAGCAGGACAUGGUUCAGUACAGCUAUUCCUUCUUCCACUUCAUGCUCUUCCUGGCCUCACUCUACAUCAUGAUGACCCUCACCAACUGGUAUAGCCCUGAUGCAGAUUACACCGUAACUAGCAAGUGGCCAGCAGUGUGGGUGAAGAUCACCUCCAGCUGGGUGUGUUUGGCCCUGUAUACCUGGACCCUGUUGGCCCCCAUGAUCCUCACCAAUCGAGACUUCAGCUGAUCAGCUGAUCAAACUCUCUGACUCCACUGUAUCCUCCACAAACCUCUUCUUUUCUUAUUCUUUCUUUUACACAAACUCCAGCCAUAUUGCCUACAUAUUAUUCUCAGAAUGUAUUCAUGUUUUAUAUUUUUAGCUGGAGUUUCAAUUUAUUAUUGCUGGUUUCAGUUAAGUGAAAACAUUUGGUCUGGUUCGGAGGUGCCAUAACAGCUGCUUCUGGUAUGGAUAAUUAACUGUAGUCAGUUCAGUCAGUAGCAGAUGCUCAUUAAUUAGACAUUAUCAUUCAGAUUUAGUCAAAUACCAAUUUUUUUAUAAUGCUUAAAAAUAUGAAUGUUCUGUUUCAGUAUUACAACCAUUAUCAAUACAGUAUAAAUAAUAAGGGUUGGUUUGUUAAUUGCAUAUAGAAGUAAGCUGAAGUGGUAGAGGUAGUUUUCUGCUAUGCCUUCCAAUGCCGUAUGUGUCUGUAAAAGGUUUGAGAUAUUUGAACAUAUUGAGAGUAAUAUUAAGCACACAAGUGUAGUAAACCACUGCUAAAAAAAAACAUGACAAAUUUCUGCAAUGUGACUCAAAGUUAAAUUAAGUUUCUGCCAAAUAUUUAUGACCAAGAUAAUGAAUGUAAAGGUGUCUUUAAGAUGUGAUAGUUAAGUUUUACUUUGUACAAUUAACCCAGUGACAGAAUUGCACUGAACUCACAGAUACAAUCAAAAUAUUUGGUUAGCUAAUACAGGUGAUGAUUUCAUCAAUGUACAACUCCAAAUAACAUGGAAAAGCUUUAAUAUUUCUUUUUGCUUUUGCUUGUAAUGAAUAUUACUUUCUAAUCCAAUACAAAUGUGUUUUGUAAGAAAUGCCAGUGUUAAAUUGUUAAAUAUGUUAAAAGAAUAUGAAUUGGACCAGAUUCAUAUGAAAUACCAGCACUGGCCAAAUGCCUUGUAAGCCAAAGUGAUUUAAUGUAGUUACUAUGUGAUAAGCAGGGUGUGAGUUCUUAGUAGUGCUCUUACAGUUUCUGCUUAAUUUUUUCAAAGCUGAUUUAUAGUUGUUUGCUUUGACUCAUUUUUUACAAAAGUGAUUUCAUGUGCAAAGCUCAACACAAAUAAAUAAGGUAGUUCAUCAUGCACCAUGUUUAUCAGAGCAUCAUUUUAUAUGUUCAGUUAUCAAAUGAAAUCAUUGUUUAAUCAUGUUAAAACAGCCGUUAUCAAAUGAGUAUUCAAACAAACCACUUCCUAUCAAAACAGAAGCAGUGGCUGUCUCAUAUUCAGAUUGCAAAAACAGCAGUGAAAAAAAUGCAUUGUCCAGUAAUUAGCCUUUCAUCAAAGUAUGAAAUCUAUGGGCGCUUAUCAAAUGACAUUGGGUUUUACAAUUUGUGUGUGUGUGUGUGUGUGUUUGUGUGUGUGUUACUGGUAAAUGUUAGAAUUUAGCAAGGCAAUUUGGCUUUUUUGCAAACCUGUCCGUACACUGAACUCUUGUGAUUUACAGCAAUCAUGCAAAUACUGUGAAAGAAUAAAGGCAGAUUUACAACUGA
Lates calcarifer (barramundi perch) is the source of this 3220-nucleotide messenger RNA. RefSeq names its product serine incorporator 1 (gene serinc3). The transcript is spliced from 11 exons. Lineage: Eukaryota; Metazoa; Chordata; Actinopteri; Centropomidae. Bases 265 to 1704 code for a protein of 479 amino acids. The record is from RefSeq and is a predicted model, not a curated record. Gene Ontology annotation, cellular component: membrane.